Messenger RNA from Alternaria hordeiaustralica, 435 nucleotides. RefSeq lists its product as uncharacterized. The record is from RefSeq and is a predicted model, not a curated record. NCBI's taxonomy places the organism in Eukaryota, Fungi, Ascomycota, Dothideomycetes, Pleosporales, Pleosporaceae. Bases 1 to 435 code for a protein of 144 amino acids. The transcript has a single exon.
AUGAGAACAACAAGAGCUCUAGCACAAGCUUUACGUGCCCACACAACUGCGUUCCGCCGUCCACAAAACUACUGCAUCCACGUUCCCCACCUACAAGUACGCGCGAUGUCAGACUCCACCAACUCAGCAAAUCCCCCUACUCCACAGGAUCCUCAGGAUCAGACGUCGCAAGAAUCCAACAAAACCCCACUACCUCUUCCGGCACCUACGGCUGACGAGGGUACCACGCAGAUCAACGUCGGUGGGCAAGCGGUCAAGCUGGAUCAUCUGGGCCCUCUGGUAGUGAACAAGGAUGGCACAUUGUCGCGCAUCGCAAAUUGGGAGCAGAUGGCGGACAUUGAAAAGCAGAACACUUUGAGGAUUUUGGUGAAACGAAACCAAUUGAGGACAGAGGCUUUGAAGGAGAAAGCGGAUGGAGAGGGAGACGGGGCUUGA